UACAGUACAUGCGCGCCGCUAGCUAGAGCUGAGUUAUCGCAGGAAACAAUUCUAGAGCUGGGCUUUGAAUGCAUUAUCAGAGACCUGAAAUGAGCUGCAUUGACUUUAUUUCGAAAUGUUUCUGUUACAGAUGAUGGAACUGAGAGAAGGAGAAAACAGCUUUAGUUACUUCAUCUCCAGAUGUCAUAUUGAAUAGCCUGCAGUUACUGUCCAUUUACAACUUCAUGGGUAAGCACAGAAAAGAAGCAAGAAGGGCAUAUUUGAAAAGAAGAAGAUCAGCAAUGAGAGAAACAAAAUUAGCUGGGAAUGAUUUGGAUGAUACCCAAAUGAGUCACAUGAAAAUUGAUAGCCCAGCUAAUGAAGAUAACAGCCAUUGCAUCCAAACCAAAAUGACUGAAAAACACACCCCUUUAUUCUGUACGCCGCCAAAGUCAAAGUCAUCAUCAGCACUGCUACCAUCAUCGUCAAAGUCAUCAUCAGCACUGCUACCAUCAUCAAAUAUGUCAAAUUCAUCAGCACUGCUGCCAUCAUCAAAUACGUCGAAUUCAUCAGCACUGCUACCAUCGUCGUCAAAUACGUUGAAGUCAUCAGCGCUGCUACCAUCAUCGUCAAAUACAUCUAAGUCAUCAGCACUGCUAGCAUCGUCGUCAAAUACGUCAAAGUCAUCAGCACUGCUACCAUCAUUGUCAAAUACAUCUACAUAUACGCAGCCCAGAUACAGCAUGCAGGUCAGUAUAUACAGAGUUGCCUGCAGUAGUAACUGGCAACCUGUAGGAUCAGAAUGACAUUUACAAUUUUACUGAUGAAGACGGAGUGGAAGAUAUGGAAGGUGGAGAGAGGUACAAACAGGGCAGAAUGAAAAAGGCACGCCAGGAGAACAUAAUGAAGGCGAAGGAGGUGAAGAACAUAAUGAAGGCGAACCAAGUGAAGAACAUAAUAAAGGCGAAGCAAGUGAAGAACAUAAUGAAGGCGAAGC
Lytechinus variegatus (green sea urchin) is the source of this 976-nucleotide messenger RNA. Its product is annotated as putative protein TPRXL. The record is from RefSeq and is a predicted model, not a curated record. The transcript has 3 exons. The coding region runs from base 225 to 785 and encodes 186 amino acids. Lineage: Eukaryota; Metazoa; Echinodermata; Echinoidea; Temnopleuroida; Toxopneustidae.